UCUGGUUAAAUAAAAAGGCUGUUUGAAUUAGAGUGUUUUUGUCCUGAGAAAUGGAGACUGAUCAGACAGAAGAGAUGGACAUCAAAGUCUUGUCUUCCAUGUGGCCCGAAGACGUUGGAACCCAAGCAGACAACCGGUUCAACGUCGAGAAACCCGCCGGUGAUUCAGACACCUUAAAAGAAGUUGAUAUCGCUGAGAAACGCACCAUGGCUGAUUUAAAACGCUUACCAGAACUCAUGAACAUGACUAACCAAGGCUCUUCUCAACUCACCAACCUUGUGAAACAGUGGGAGUACACGCAGGACCACGCGGUUAAGCUAUUUAAAGAAGAGGUCAAGAUUCUCACCAGGCAAAGAGAAGAAGCAGAGGCCAAAGAGCUAAAGAUCAUAGAGGAGCAUAACUUCGAGACUCAAGAGCCUGAGAACGUUCCGGUUUUGGAUGAUACUAGCGAUUUGUACCGCAGGUUUAAGCACAAGAAAAGGGUUAAGAUCGACGAGGAGUUUGAUACGGUUGCGUAUUGGAAACAGAAGGCGUUGAGUUUGGAAAAGAUGCUUGAAGCGAGUACCGAGAGAUAGAGGAGGUUGAUUGAGAAGCUGAACGAGAGUUUGAAGACUAUGGAGUCUCACUCAGCACCGGUUGAAGAGUUGACUCAGAAUCUUAAGAGAGCUGAAGGUUUCUUGCAUUUCAUACUACAGAAUGCACCUAUUGUUAUGGGACAUCAAGACAAAGAUCUACGUUACUUGUUCAUCUACAACAAGUUUCCCACCUUACGAGAACAGGACAUUUUGGGGAAAACAGACGUGGAGAUAUUCCAGGGAGUUGGAGUUAAAGAGUGAAGAUUUCAAGAGAGAGGUUCUUGAAAAGGCAAAAGCCUCAAAGAAAGAGAUCACAUUUGAAACAGAAUUGUUUGGAUCAAAGACGUUUUUGAUAUACGAUGAGCCUGUUUACAACAAAGCUCGUGAGAAAAUCGGUAUUAACCACAUGGGAAUGGAAGUAACUGAUCAGGUAAGGAAGAGAGAAAAAGUGGCUAAACUUAGAGAAAACAACGCAGUGAGAAAGGCCAUGGAAUCAGAACUG
Messenger RNA from Brassica oleracea var. oleracea, 1077 nucleotides. Its product is annotated as histidine kinase 5. Lineage: Eukaryota; Viridiplantae; Streptophyta; Magnoliopsida; Brassicales; Brassicaceae. The coding region runs from base 51 to 575 and encodes 174 amino acids. The record is from RefSeq and is a predicted model, not a curated record. The transcript is spliced from 2 exons.